Ochlerotatus camptorhynchus is the source of this 594-nucleotide messenger RNA. RefSeq lists its product as uncharacterized. The record is from RefSeq and is a predicted model, not a curated record. The transcript is spliced from 4 exons. Bases 40 to 579 code for a protein of 179 amino acids. Lineage: Eukaryota; Metazoa; Arthropoda; Insecta; Diptera; Culicidae.
CGUGCUACAGCCGGUAAGGUGGUGUAACAUUUUCGAAAGAUGACAACUCCCAAGCGCGAAUGUUCCCUGCUGGGAUGCCUCCUGAGCCCCCGGCUGUACGGUGUGAUCGUGGGCCUGCUAAGUCUGUGGGCCAUGCUCGCUUCGCUCUCGGCUUCCGUCUAUCUGAUGGUGAAAUACGACGAUAUCAAGGAUGUUCCGGACAGUUUUAAACCCUACUACCGGUACGCCAUGCUCGAUACGAUACUGAUUCUGAUUGGCGUGGCCAUUGUUGGGCUCUAUAUAUUUGGCAUCUUCAAAGUCAACGAGCACUAUUUGAUGCCGUUCAUAGUGCUACUCGUGCUGGACUUUUUGGGCUACAUUGUGUCUGAGACGAUGGUGCGGCUGUAUGCGAAUAUCGACGGCGGCACAACCGGGAAGGACCGAUGGAAGCAAAACCUAAUGGAGAUUGUGAUAUUCACCUGUCUGUUUGGCCUGACGACUCAUCUCUAUCGAAUCUUCCAGCACCAACGACAACUGAGGGAGCAGAGGUUCGGCGGUUAUCGAAGCAUUUCGAGCAGUGUGGAGAACAUUGGCAUGUAGAUUAAGGUGUUUUUC